This is a messenger RNA of Ictalurus punctatus (channel catfish), 4034 nucleotides long. RefSeq names its product UNC93-like protein MFSD11. The transcript is spliced from 13 exons. Bases 705 to 2051 code for a protein of 448 amino acids. NCBI's taxonomy places the organism in Eukaryota, Metazoa, Chordata, Actinopteri, Siluriformes, Ictaluridae. The record is from RefSeq and is a predicted model, not a curated record.
UUUUAUUUUUUUUGUACUUCUAGAUGUCGUGGUGUCCGCCAUCAGAGCGUUAAUGGAGUUACUCGAAGAGCUGUUGACUUUGUAUAGUUUAUGAUUUUACGAAAUAAUAGAAAACCUUUACGUGAACGUGCACAGGUUAUAUAAAACAGUUCAGAGCUGAAAGGACUAGGAAAAGUUGUAACUUACAGAACCAUGCACGGUUAUAAUGAGAUAAAUAAUUAGCAGUGUGAUUAAGAGCACACAAGCUGUAAAUACAGUUUUUUUUUCUUUUUUAAAUGGUAUGUUUGAUUGUUUUAGUGCUCAAUUUGAUCUUUAAGUAGAGUCACAGCCUAUAGCUGUUAGUUAUAGUUACUAGUUGUUGUUGCUGUUGUUGUUGUUGUUGCUGUUUGUAUCAAACUACAAUCUUAAACCUUUAUAUUUUAAUUGGAUCCUGGUGUCAUUUCCAAAAGAGCCUGUGGAGACGGACCUAAGUGAUCACAUGCUGGUCAGAUCUGACAUUCCUGCUGUGGGCACACACCAGAUGUGUGUGUGUUGUGUGUUGGGGUUCAUUUAGAUGUUCUCUAGCUAAAACACCACUUUACAAUGUGUACCACUGUUAGAGUUUCUUGUUUUCCUGAAAUGGAUCUGAGUUUUUACUAAGAAUGUCCAGAUUGUGCUAAAACUCAAAUUUGCACAACACUGAAGAGAAAGAGAGAGAGAGAGAGAUGGCCGACAUCAGGACAUAUAAUGUGGUGAUUCUGGGAAUAGCUUUUUUACUCCUUUUUACAGCCUUCACAACCUGUGGCAAUAUAGAACAAACUGUGGUGAAAAGUCUGAAUAAUGCUACUUUCAGUGGAAGUGGGUAUCACAGCCUUGGCAUAAUAUAUGGAGUUUUUUCGUUUGCUAAUUUAUUUGCCCCCUCCGUGGUAGCGGUAAUCGGACCACAGUUUACCAUGUUCGUCAGUGGAAUUCUUUACAGUGGUUACAUAGCUGUUUUUAUUACUCCAUCAACCUGGUCCUUUUAUUUGACCUCAGUACUGAUUGGGAUGGGAGCAGCCUUGCUUUGGACGGCUCAAGGUCGCUUUCUGGUGGGGAAUUCGGAUGUCUCCACCAUUAACAGGAACACAGCAGUGUUUUGGGCUUUGUUGCAAUGCAGUAUGUUGUUCGGCAAUCUUUAUGUUUAUAUAGACUGGAAAGGAAAAACUGACAUAUCAGAUAGAGACAGAAAGACGAUGUUUAUAGCUCUUCUGGUCACCUCUGUUCUUGGAACGCUAAGUUUCCUCUUUCUGUGCAAGUCGAGUCAGGAUGAGGAAGAAGAUAUUCUGUCUGAAGAGGAAGGCCAGUCCUUGCUGUCGUCCCGACUAACAUUGAAACAGCGAGCCAGCUGUGCCAUAAAAGAGGCCAAAACAGAUUUCAAGACAAUUUUGAACCUUUUUGGCACAAAAACGAUAUUACUGUUAAGCUUCUCCAUGGCUUACAGUGGUCUGGAGCUGUCUUUUUACAGUGGUGUGUAUGGAACUUGCAUUGGAGCGACAACUCGUUUUGGUGACAGCUCCAAAGCCUUGAUAGGAAUUUCAGGCAUUGCGGUGGGAAUCGGAGAGAUAGUUGGUGGAGGGCUGUUUGGCCUUGUGUUGAAGAACAACCACUUCAGACGCACAUCAGUUGUCUUCCUUGGAAUGGUGGUGCAUUUUGUGGCAUUCUACCUGAUCUUUCUCAACAUCCCAAAUGAUGCUCCACUGGUCUUUGAAACCAGCACACAGCACAACCCUUAUCUGUCUCCAAGCAUGCCCAUCGCCAUGCUGUGCAGUUUCCUGCUCGGGCUUGGGGACAGCUGUUUCAACACCCAGCUGUACAGCAUUCUGGGUUGUGUUUACACUGAACAAAGCAUUCCAGCCUUUGCUAUCUUCAAGUUUAUUCAGUCUGUCUUUGCAGCAGUGGCAUUUUUCUACAGUGGCUACCUGCUGCUGAGCUGGCAGCUCCUCACCAUGGUCAUCCUGGGCUUCAUGGGCACACUGUGCUUCUUUCUGGUGGAGCGGAUGCUGAGCGUCUCAGCCGAUCUUUCACAAUACUAACUCUUCUCAUUACACCAUUGUCCAUUCAGGUUCUGUAUUUGCAAUCAUGCUAAACAUGCACUGCAUUUGCACUCUUUGUCAUGCUCCCACUACUAGCAUUUAGCAAUAAUAUAGUCUUAUGUCUAAUGAGCACUAACACAUUUGUGGUGUUUGACCAUUGCCCACAGUAGUGUUGGUUGAACAUGUCGUAUUGCUAAUUGUUAUGAGAACAACUGACAAUCUUGUAAUUAACAUUUUAUCGUUUAUUGCAUGUGAUCAUUUUAGCAAACUUAGCUGUCAUUGGUUCCAGAGGUUUCAUGGCAGAUUGAUCUGUUGUUGUUGUUGUUGUUAUUGUUGUUAUUAUUAUUAUUAUUAUUAUUUAAAUACUCAUUGAGAUGCUCUGCUUGAUUAGUCACAAUUCAAUUUAUGAUUCACUUAAAAUAUAUGGUAUUAAGAGAUGUAAACAGUCAUUUUAUUGGUAGGAAAAUUGGUAAAAAUACACUGUAUGGCUAAAUGUAUGUGGACACCUGACUAUCACACCCAUAUGUGCUUGUUAAACAUCCCAUUCCAGAUUUAGUCCUCGCUUUAAGUUUAUAAUAAGCUCCAGUCUUCUGGGAAGGCUUUCCAAUAGAUUUUGGAGCUUGUCUGUGGGGAUUUGUGUUGAUUCAGCUACAAGAGCUUUAGUGAGAUUGAGGUCAAGUACUGAUGUUGGAUGAGGAGGCUCCAGUUCCAGCUCAUCCCAAAGGUGUUCAGUUGGGUAGAGGUCAGUUCUUCUACUCCAACCUUAACACACCUCGUAUUCGUGGAUGGGAAAUUGUAAUGCAAUAGCAUGCAAAGACAAUUGUAUGUUUCCAACAUUCUGGCAACAGCUUAGGGAAGUCCCACAUAUGCAUGUGAUAGACAGAUGUCCAUAUACUUUUGGCCAUACAGUGUAUGUUUUCUCCUUACUAUAUGUUUAAUUGGUUUUGAGGUAAAUUACUAAGCUUGCGAGGCAUAAUCAACAGAGAACCGUUAAGAUCAACAGGAAAUUGCAUUUUACAUUUUGUAACUAUUUGCACAACUUUCAAUUUCAUGUGAAAAGUUACACAUGCUGCAGUUAGAGGCCUUGUUAUGACUUCAUUUACAACUUCCUGAGUUCAUUUAUGUACAACCAAGUUGAAUCCAACCACAAAACUCCUGCAAAUUUGUACGGACUUCUCAAAGAAAAAGAGUUACAAAAUCAAUAAGGUGUGCAAGAUACUGUCCUAACAUGCACUAAGAACAUUAGUUUGAAUAUUAUAUGAAUAUUAGUUUCUUACUAUAAUUAAGUGUUAUUGGUGUCUCAUUUUCUGGGUUGCUGUUAGUUCAGUAUGAUUCAGACCAGUAGUUGGCUCUGCUGUGUACUUGGUAUAGUAUGAUUGAGAUUUUGGUGUUCAUAACCUGUUGGAUGCCUGUCUUUGUCUUCAUUUUUCUUAUUUAUUAAUCAAAAUAGGUUUACUUUUAUCUUCCGGUUGUUAAAAAAUAAACAUAUGGGGUAUUGGAUAUUGGGGAGUGGGCCUUAUUAAUAAUGUUAGACACUAAUUUUCUCUUUGUGAAGGAUUCAUUGCAUAGAUUUUUGUGUUUUUGAGUUUGAUGCACAAGGAUGAGCACAUUAUAAUUUCAGAGAGCUGUUCAGAUUUUUUUCUGUAAUUUUUCCAGAAUAUUUUGUCAUGCUUGUACAUAUGCUGUGUGUAUGAAUUUGAUGCAUAAGAGAGAUGGUUGUUAUGUUUACAUAUCCAGCCAAUGUUUUACUCUUUAAUGAUUUUCAAAAAUUGUUUAAAGACAGCGGUUUUGUUUUGAAGAGUGCCUUAUAAUAUGAGUAUCAGCAAUUGAUAUGCAGUGUUGUGAGCUACCAAAUACAAAAAUGUGUAGUAUUGAUGUAUAAUAUUGCCCUGGAUGACUUGGUCACAUGUUUCCAGCUCCAUAUUGCACCAGAAUAUAACAUAAUCCAGUAUUCCAGUGUAUUAAAAUUUUUUAUUCAUUUUA